Molecule: messenger RNA, 1614 nt
Organism: Dendronephthya gigantea
Lineage: Eukaryota; Metazoa; Cnidaria; Anthozoa; Malacalcyonacea; Nephtheidae
Product: G-patch domain and KOW motifs-containing protein-like
Exons: 13
Coding region: 31-1548 (505 amino acids)
Biological process (GO): mRNA splicing, via spliceosome
Cellular component (GO): spliceosomal complex
Molecular function (GO): nucleic acid binding
Source: RefSeq, a predicted model, not a curated record
GAUGAAGUACGUCAUUAAGCGUUUUCAAAGAUGGCCGCUCACUCAAAUGAAAAAGGUAAAAGCGUUUCGUUUACGUUUUCAAAGACGAAACCAGCUCCAAAACUUGUUCAAGGAAACAAAAAAUGUGGAUACGAUAUAGAAGAGGCUGAAUCGGAUAAAGAUUUUCUACAUUCUGCCGAAGGGAAGGUUUUAAAGAGUAAAAACCCAAAGGCAGCAGUUAAAGAACUAGUGAUUCCAUGCCGUAGUCGAAAUGAUGUGUUGUUAGCCAGAGUAAAGAAUGAAGCAGGAAAUACAUUGGAUAAACAGGCAGCUGAGGAAAUUAUUAAAGAUUUGACAAAUGCUGAGAAUGUUGAAAAUAAGAUAGAAAAUAAUUUUGCAAUCCCAUUGUUGGCAAGAACACAUUUGGCAACAAAAGGUGAAACAACAAGUGAUGCAGGAAGUUCCACCAUCAUCGAGGACGAGAGCACCUUAGAAGACUAUGAUGCUGUUCCAGUCACAUCGUUUGGAGCAGCAAUGCUCAGAGGAAUGGGUUGGAAGAAGGGUGAGGCAAUUGGGGGGACAAAUAAAGGAUUGACAGUGCCAAUAGAAUUUAUUCCUCGCUCCCAAGGACUAGGCCUUGGUGCUGAACGACGUCAUGAAGAUGGGGAAAAGAAACGUAGAAGAAAACCUGGUGAUACAAAGUCAUCUGAGUAUUCAGGUGCGAUAAUCGAAAAGAAUGGUAGAGUUAGACAUUUCAAAGGUUUGGAUGAAAAAUUACCUGAACAAUCUGAUCAAGGUAAAACAUUUUCCAAAGGUGGUUAUAUUGUUAUAGAGUAUGGAGCACAUAAAAACUUGGGGGCCAAGAUAACUGCCGUGGAUGAGGAUAAUGCCAGACUGAUUGUCCGUCUUGCCAUGAGCGAUGUGGAAGUAACUGUCAGUCAACACAACGUAAAGCUGGUUGACAAAGAUGAAUAUAGACAGUUUAUUAAAGGCAAUGCAGGUAUCUCAAAAGACGAUAAGGAUAAACAUAAAAUACGGAAACGACAACGAGAUGUCGACGAGAGAAAUACUCGUGAAUACAGUUCAAAAAAACACAAGACAAAACACAAGAAGCUGGGUAAAGAAAGCGAUGAUUCAGUAAAAAAACCAUCUCAAGAUAAUCAUGAACACGAAACUACAAUACCAGUAGAUGUGAUGGAUGAACACUGUUGGAUGGCUCCUCUUAUCCGAGUUCGAAUUAUUAGUAAAAGUUUUAAAAAUGGCAGAUAUUAUCAAAAAAAGGUAGUCAUUCAGGACGUGAUCAGUAGAAAUUCAUGUGUAUGCAAGACAGAUGAAGGACGUCUUAUCGAUGAUGUUCCACAAACUGCGUUGGAAACUGUGAUUCCGAAAAUUGAGCCAAGAUAUAUUUUAUUUGUUCAAGGUGUGCACCAAGGAGAGAUUGGAGAAAUUGUUCAAACAGAAUCAUCAAAGCAGCAAGCAGUUGUUCAGAUUUUAAGUGACAGAAACAUUGUAAAAUCACAUUAUGAUGAUAUUUGUGAAUAUACCGCAGAGGUUCAUCAAGAAUCAUGAUUCUCGUACACUGUAUAAAAAACAGAAUUUUAAUUUCCUGUAAAAUAGUAACGUAUAAUUACAAUG